UCCGCAGCAGCAACCGAUUCGACGAAGGCAGAAGAAAUCCGCGUCUGGAAACCGACGGCCAGGAUUUUUGAAUUCUUCCAAUUUUGAGCCCUUCUUCGGUGCUUCUUCAUCCAAUCUAGGAGUUCCGCACCCUCAAGCCUCAAGUCCUCAACAGGUUCUAAUUGGGGUUUUAAUUCCGUAAUUUCUAAUUUGAGUUCUGGUUGAGAGAUUGUUACUCCAUAUUUAUCGUUUUGUGCCAAUUUUAGCAUUUUGUGUUCAAUUCAAGCAACUAAGGAUAUGAUUUAGAAUUAUUGAGCUAUUCUUUUUUAUCAUGUGCUUGUAAUAUAUUGCUAUUUGCUUGAUUUUGUGAUUAAUAAUUUAAUAUACAUGUGCAUUCGGUUAAAAAAAACAUUUUAUGGGUCAUGGUGGGUGACCCAAAUUUCUAUUUGAAAAGAAAUUAAAUUUUGUAAAAUAAAAAAAAAUCCACAAAAGUAACUAAAAGUAUUACAAUUUUGAUUAUAACUCAAGCCAAAUUAUUUCCAUCAACUAAAAGAACUCAAGCCGAAUUACCUCAAGUAUAAUUAAUAAGCAUGUCAUUUUAUAGCUAUAAUUUGAUUUAUUUGAGUAUCUAUUUAUAGGUAGAUUUCAAUAACUUUUUGUUUAAAUUGAUAAUGUUUUUUAAAAAAAUAUGGCGUGUGGCCCCAGACCCUCGUAAUGUGCCCACCCUAUAGCUAUUUCGUGGCUCCGCCACUACCAACGGAUAUAUUCUUUUUUCUCCUAUAUAAUCCCUCUUUCACCUUCCUUUUAAAUACAAUUCAAGCACUCUAAUCUCCCAAUUGCUAUCUUUUGAUUCUCGUUCCAUCUCUUGAUAAUCAAAUACUAUUUUGAGAGCUAAAUAUACAUAUAUUAGUUGAGUGCAAAAGAGAUUGUCAUCCAUUAAAGCUUAUACUUUAAACACUACUUGCUCAAUUUGUGAGCUUCAUUUCUUGUGUUGUUAAACUCAUCUUGUUUGAGUUGUUGUUCUUAAGACUUGUGUGACUCAAGUCUUGGUGUUGUAAGAAAGUGAGGCUUGUGUGAUUCAAGUUCUCAAGUUGUACCAGUUUUUCAAGCACCUGUUGAAGCUUGAAGAUUAGUAGGACCUACGAGAGAGUCUCUCGGAGGACUAGAGUAGCCACGACGUGGUGAAUUAGUAUAAAUCUCGGUGUUCUCUUUUCCCUUGCUCUUUUACUUAUUCUUGCAAUUUUUAUUUCACACACGCGAAAAACGCACAUUCUUGAAAACAACUCUAUUCACCCCCUCCCCCUCUAGAGUUGCACUUUUGUCUAACAAUUGGUAUCGGAGCGGGAAGUUCUUCGAAUACGUUAUACUUUCAGGAACUAAAAGAUCAAAUGGCAUCAAGAAUGUUCAACGCAGGAGUUACUGAGGGACAAUCAACCACGAGGGCUACCUUAGUUCGAUGGAACAAACUACUCGUAUUGAAAGAAGAGGAUGAGAAUCUUCAUCCAAUCCAACGACUACAAGUUGUGGUUGAUUGUGAAAAAUGGCUGCGGAAUUCCAAUGAAGGAAGUAGAUGGAGUCUAUGUUCCCAAAACUGAAGAGGAGUUCGACGAAAACGACUUCAAGAAGAUGGAGCUCAAUGCCAAGGCAAUAAACAUAAUAUAUUGCGGCGUUAAUGUAGACAACUACCGGAAGAUCUCGCGGUGUGAAACCGCAAAGCAAAUGUGGGAAAAGUUGGAAAUCACCUACGUACGAAGAAACUUUCCAAGUUCGGGAGGCUAAGAUAGACCAACUCACCCAUGAGUACGAGUUGUUCUCAAUGAAGGAGAACGAGAAGGUGGAAGAGAUGUUCGAGAGAUUCUCUAACAUCAUCAAUCAUCUCAACCUUCUCGGAAAAGUCUACACCGACCGAGAACUUGUAAGGAAGGUGUUGCGGAGCUUGUCACCCAAGUGGCGUUCAAAGGUGGAAGCAAUCGAGGAAGGGCGCGGCUUCCAAACGAUGGCUUGUGACUCUCUUCGAGGUAAUCUCAUUACCUACGAAACCACUCAAUUUUCAAAAGUGGUUGAAGAGAAGAACAAGAGAAGCAUCGCUCUUCCCGCAACAAUGUCAACCAACAACGUUGACGACGAAGAUGAUGAUAGCGAUGACACCGACAUUAGACUCUUCGUCCGGAGAUUCAAGAAGAUGAUGAACAAGAAGGGAGCCAAGAAGAACACUCCACCCAAGUGCUAUGGGUGUGGUGAAGUUGGACACAUUAAACCAAUGUGUCCUAAGCUCAAGAAUGAGAAGGACAAGAACGCACCGAAGAAGCAACAUGCCUACAUCUCUUGGGAGAACGAUGGCUCCGGAAGUGAAGAUUCCGAAGUAGAGGAAGUGGCCAAUCUUUGCCUCAUGGCCAUCGAGGAAGACCAAGUAUCAAAAGAGGUAAGUGAUCAAGAACCUUUCUCAAAGAACUUGUAGGUAUGUUUAAAAAGGCCUCAAAAGAAAGUAAAGAAGUUAAACAAAAAAUCCUGAUUUUUGAGAAUGAUAUUAAAGAACUCAAAAAUAUAAAUGAUUCACUUAAACAAGAAAUUGUUUCACUUGGAAAAAGGCCGGAAACAUCACCGUCUUGUUCAUCUACUACAUGCUCUAGUUGCACUUCAUUUAAAACUAAGGUUGCUACUUUAGAGAGCAAAUUCGGAAAGUUCAAUAAAGCCUCAAACACCUUAGAUAAAAUCUUUAGGAAAAAAUCUAGUAAUGGUGAAGGACUUGGAUAUAAGAAAAAUCCACCUAGAAGAACAACAUUUGUAAAAGCUAGGGGAAAUAAAAAUGUUAGAACAAAUAAUCAAAUUAGUAAAACACAUCCUAGCAAACCUAGAACUUAUUACACUCAACCAUAUAGGAUGAAUAAUCCAAAUGUUAUUUGCCAUUAUUGUAAUAAAAUAGGUCACAUUGCACCCGUGUGCUUCACCAAACAUAGGCAUUUUCAACAAACGCACACACAUCGCACAUAUACUAAUAAAAAAGGACCCAACAAUGCAUGGGUACCUAAAUCGUCUCCUUGAUAUCAUUUUAUAGGUGUGCUUGAAGGCUUCGAGUACCUCUUGGUAUCUCGAUAGCAGAUGCUCCAAGAACAUGACCGGAGCCGCCUCCAAAAUUUAGAAGUUCAGAGUAUUUCAAAGGUGACAAUGUCGUUUUUGGAGACAACAACAAAGGAAGGAUUGUUGGAAGUGGAACCGUCGGAAGAGACAAUGCUACAGCCGUUGAGAACGUUCUUCUUAUUGAGGGCCUCAAGCACAAUCUUCUUAGUAUCAGUCAAUUGUGCGAUCGAAGUAACCGCGUCAUCUUUGAUUCUAGUAAAUGCAUUGUAGAACGCUUGUGUGACAAUAAGGUUAUUCUUUGUGGUAGUAGGGUAGAUAACAUUUAUAUGUUUGAUCUUGAAAAUUCCU
This is a messenger RNA of Cuscuta campestris, 3405 nucleotides long. NCBI's taxonomy places the organism in Eukaryota, Viridiplantae, Streptophyta, Magnoliopsida, Solanales, Convolvulaceae. The record is from the annotation of a GenBank genome assembly.